Molecule: messenger RNA, 477 nt
Organism: Ruditapes philippinarum (Manila clam)
Lineage: Eukaryota; Metazoa; Mollusca; Bivalvia; Venerida; Veneridae
Exons: 2
Coding region: 28-477 (149 amino acids)
Source: RefSeq, a predicted model, not a curated record
UGAUUUUGAAUUAUUCGUUUUAAGGAAAUGAUGAAGAAGAAGGACAUACACAAGGUUUCUUCUACUGGUGGUUGGUGCGCUAAUACGAGCAUAGAGAACUCUGGUCAUCAUAAAACUGACAAGAAACUUGCUCCUGUACUCGCUGACUUUUUCAAAGGUAAAUAUAUAGCAUCAUUUGGAGAUGGACCAGGUCGUUACAAACAACUGUUGACAGAUUCCGGCCUCCUUAAAGGAUAUGACGCCUACGACGGUGCUCCAUUCAGUGAGAAGACAAGCGAGGGAAGGGUAAAAUAUCUCGAUCUGACACUCCCACAAUACGGUUUACCAUUAUAUGAUUGGGUAAUGAGUCUAGAAGUGGCGGAGCAUAUACCAAAGGAGUAUGAAAGCAUAUAUCUAGAUAACAUUGUACGUCACGCAAAAGAGGGCGUCGUAAUAAGUUGGGCAAAACUAGGUAAGCAUUUGAGUUUUCAACUUUAA